AUGGCUAGAGGGGAGAGAGCAGAGACGGAAAGUGGUGCGUCGUUACCCUCGGUUGGUACAGAUGCGAAGAAGCGGAGAGUGACGUAUUUCUACGAACCGUGCAUCGGGGAUUACUACUACGGUCAAGGCCACCCAAUGAAGCCGCACCGCAUUCGCAUGGCCCACAACCUCAUCGUCCACUACGGUCUCCACCGUCGCAUGCAGGUCAACCGCCCCUUUCCCGCAGCUGAGGCCGACAUCGGCCGCUUCCACUCCGAUGACUACGUGGAGUUUCUGUCCUCCGUCUCGCCGCAAAUCCUAUCCGAUAACUCUCACUCCCACUACCGCCAGCUUAAGCGCUUCAACGUCGGCGAAGACUGCCCUGUCUUCGAUGGUCUCUUCGACUUCUGCAGCGCAUCCGCCGGCGGUUCUAUCGGUGCCUCCGUUAGCCUCAAUCGUGGGGAUGCCGACAUCGCCAUCAACUGGGCCGGCGGCCUGCACCACGCCAAGAAGGCAGAAGCCUCCGGCUUCUGCUACGUCAACGACAUUGUUCUCGGCAUUCUCGAACUUCUCAAAGUUCAUAGGCGUGUGCUGUAUGUUGAUAUUGAUGUUCACCAUGGAGAUGGGGUCGAGGAGGCAUUUUACACUACUGAUAGGGUGAUGACAGUGUCAUUUCACAAGUUUGGGGAAUUUUUCCCAGGAACUGGGCACAUUAAAGACAUUGGAGUGGGUGCUGGAAAGAAUUAUUCUCUAAAUGUCCCCCUCAAUGAUGGAUUGGAUGAUGAGACUUUCCGUGGUCUGUUUCGCCCCAUCAUUCAAAAAGUUAUGGAUGUUUAUCAACCGGAUGCAGUUGUUCUUCAGUGUGGAGCUGACUCCUUGUCUGGUGACCGGUUGGGUUGCUUCAACUUGACUGUGAAGGGUCAUGCAGAUUGUCUUCGUUUCCUUAGAUCAUUCAAUGUUCCUUUAAUGGUAUUGGGUGGGGGAGGAUAUACAGUUCGGAAUGUUGCUCGUUGUUGGUGUUACGAGACUGCGGUGGCAGUCGGAGUGGAGCCUAAUCCUAAGUUGCCUUACAAUGAAUAUUUUGAAUAUUUUGGCCCAGACUAUACUCUGCAUCCCGAGCCAUCCAACAUGGAAAAUCUAAACACACCCAGGGAUCUGGAAAAAAUUCGGAGUGCAUUACUAGAACAACUUUCCAGGCUUCCCCAUGCGCCCAGUGCACCUUUUCAAACAACACCAUCAAUCAUACAAGUUCCUGAAGAGGAAGAGGAGCACAUGGAUAUAAGAGCAAAACCUCGCAUAUGGAGUGGUGAAGAUUUUGAUUCUGAUAAUGAUGAUGACAUGGCUAGUUCAAAGAACUCUGUUUUAACUGCCCAAACGAGGCGUGUUGCAGAUGUCAUGGACGAAGAUUAA
Molecule: messenger RNA, 1389 nt
Organism: Sphenostylis stenocarpa
Lineage: Eukaryota; Viridiplantae; Streptophyta; Magnoliopsida; Fabales; Fabaceae
Source: the annotation of a GenBank genome assembly